CCCAAGGAAGAUCUCCAGCCGAAAUCCUACUGGCGAUUCCGCCACGAUGACUUCUUCCCGGAACCCUCCUUCCGCAGCUGGUCCGCCUACCGCUCCGCCCUCUCCCAAACCCCCCACCGCAUCUACGACCGCCUCGUCGGCCGCUCCACCGACGCCAACGAACUCGGCGAGGUCCGCCGCCGCAGUGAAAACGAUAUGCGACGCACUCUCACCUGGUGGGAUCUCACCUGGUUCGGCUUCGGCUCCGUCAUCGGCGCCGGAAUCUUCGUCCUCACCGGCCAAGAAGCCCACGAACACGCCGGCCCCGCCAUAAUCCUCUCCUACGUCAUCUCCGGCAUCUCCGCCAUGCUCUCCGUCUUCUGCUACACCGAAUUCGCCGUCGAAAUCCCCGUCGCCGGCGGCUCCUUCGCCUACCUCCGCGUCGAACUCGGCGAUUUCGCCGCCUUCAUCGCCGCCGCUAAUCUCAUCCUCGAAAACAUAAUCGGCGGAGCAGCCGUCUCUAGGGCUUGGACUUCCUAUCUCGCUACUCUGAUAAACAGACCCCCAAAUUCCCUAAGAAUACACACCAACCUCGCCAAGGAUUUCAAUCUGUUGGAUCCGAUCGCCGUCGUUGUGCUGUUCGUGACGGCGGCAGCGGCCAUGCUGAGCACCAAGAAGACGUCUUACUUCAACUGGGUGGCGUCGGCGAUUCACGUCGUGGUAAUAGCAUUUGUAAUAAUCGCCGGAUUUGCUCACGCGAAAACGGAGAACUUAUCGCCGUUUUUGCCUUUCGGAGUGGAGGGGGUUUUUCGCGCGGCGGCGAUAGUGUAUUUUGCGUACGGCGGGUUUGAUAAUAUCGCGACGAUGGCGGAGGAGACGAGAAAUCCGUCGCGAGAUAUUCCGUUGGGAUUACUCGGCUCUAUGUCGAUCAUCACUGUUAUCUAUUGCUUGAUGGCACUGGCGCUCAGUAUGAUGCAGAGGUAAUCUUGCAAUUUUUUUUUUACUUCAAAAAUUGAAAAAAUAUCUGCCAAAAUUUAUAUUAAAUUUA
Dendrobium catenatum is the source of this 1027-nucleotide messenger RNA. Its product is annotated as cationic amino acid transporter 5-like. Lineage: Eukaryota; Viridiplantae; Streptophyta; Magnoliopsida; Asparagales; Orchidaceae. Gene Ontology annotation, biological process: transmembrane transport; amino acid transport. The transcript has a single exon. The annotation marks the transcript as partial. Gene Ontology annotation, cellular component: plasma membrane. The record is from RefSeq and is a predicted model, not a curated record. Gene Ontology annotation, molecular function: L-glutamate transmembrane transporter activity; L-lysine transmembrane transporter activity.